Setaria italica (foxtail millet) is the source of this 2422-nucleotide messenger RNA. Its product is annotated as root phototropism protein 2. The record is from RefSeq and is a predicted model, not a curated record. Lineage: Eukaryota; Viridiplantae; Streptophyta; Magnoliopsida; Poales; Poaceae. Gene Ontology annotation, molecular function: protein binding. The coding region runs from base 410 to 2092 and encodes 560 amino acids. The transcript has 3 exons.
GACUCACAGCAAGCAGUGACCACUAGUUUGAGCUGCCGGCCAGAAUCGAGACGUCGAUGAAGAAGACCAGGACGCCAUUCCAAGCCUCAACUUGCAAGUGGAUGCACGAUUUUUAGCUCCUCAUUGAGUCGACUAGGAGCUCGAAUAAACACCAGCCAUGCAAAAUUCCUGGUAGGACCCAAUCGGAUCUUCGAUCUUCUCCUUCCCAAAUCCAUUACUGGUACUAAAAUAAUAUUGGAAUCUCUAUAUAUGAGAUGCGAUGAGAUGAGAUGAGAUGGAUCGAAAAGAGCUCGCGCACACCUUGCCUUAGCUCCAGCGUGAGCUCAGCAGCUCAUGCUCUGACCUGCUCUCUGUUCCUCUCAUACAAGCCGCCUCCAUCAACAGCUGCUGCGGCAUCUCUGCUUCCGCCAUGGACAGGAUUACCCAGUGGGUUUCUUCCCAGGAGGUCCCCGCCGACCUUACCAUCCGCAUCGCCGACUCCAGCUUCCCCCUCCACAAGGCGGUGAUGGUGCCCAGGUGCGGCUACAUCCGCCGGGCCAUCGCGGCGGCCACCAAGGACCCCUCGGCCGCCGUCGAGCUCGACCUCUCCUCUCUGCCGGGCGGCGCCGACGCGUUCGAGAAGGCGGCGCGUUACUGCUACGGCGCCAACUUCGAGAUCACCGCGCGCAACGCCGCCGCGCUACGCUGUGCCGCGGCGUUCCUCGACAUGCAGCACCCGGCGGACCUGGCCCGCCGCGUCGACGAGUUCCUCGCGCAGGCCGGCCUCCGCGCGCUGCCGAGCGCGGUGACCGUGCUGCGCUCCUGCGAGGCGCUCCUCCCGGCCGCCGAGGAGCUCGGCGUCGUGCGCCGGGCCGCGGACGCCGUCGCCCUCAGGAUCUGCAACGAGGCGCUGUUCCCGACCAGGUCGCCGCCGGGGUGGUGGACCGCCGAGCUCGCGGCGCUCUCGCCGGCGUCCUUCCAGAAGGUCGUCACGGCGCUGCGCUGCCGCCGCGCUGACCCCGAGGUGCUCGCCAACGCCGCGAGCGCCUACGCGGAGCUCACGCUGGCCGAGGUCCUCGCCGACCCCCGGGACAGGGAGGACCAGCGCGCGCUUCUCGAGUCCGUCGUGGACGUGCUCCCUUCCGCCGCCGACGCGCCCAUCCCGGCCGCGUUCCUCUGCCGCCUCCUCCACGCCGCGGUCACCACCGAGGCCUCCGCCAAGACGUGCCGCGACCUGGAGCUCCGCGUCGCGGCGGUGCUGGACCAGGCCACCGUGGGGGACCUGCUCGGCGUCGCGCUCGAUGGCGCCGGGGAGCACGUCCGGAACACCGACACCGUGCGUCGCGUCAUCGCCGCGUUUGUGGAGCGGCAGGCGGCGGCGUCGGAGGGCGGGCGGAGCCGGCGGGCGUCACUGUCCGGCGGAGCGGAGCUCGAUUCGGGCGCGGCGAUGGAGAAGGUCGCCAAGACGGUGGAUGAGCUGGCGGCGGAGAUCGCGACGGAGGAGUCGCUGGCGAUCUCCAAGUUCGUCGGUGUGGCCGGCGCGGUGCCCAAGGAGGCGCGGGCGUCGCAUGACUGCCUGUACCGGGCCGUGGACAUCUACCUGAAGACACACCCGGAGCUGGACGAGAUCGAGAGGGAGAAGGUGUGCAGCGUCAUGGACCCGCUCAAGCUCUCGUACCAGGCGCGCCUCCACGCGUCGCAGAACAAGCGGCUGCCGCUGCAGGCCGUGCUCAGCGCGCUCUACUACGACCAGCUCAAGCUCCGCAGUGCCGCCGGCGCCGGGGACGACGACACGCAGUCGGCCGCCGGGAAGGCCCGCGCGCAGGCGAGGGCGGACGCGUCGCUGGCGCGGGAGAACGAGGCGCUGCGGUCGGAGCUGGCGCGGAUGCGGGCGUACUUGUCGGGGGUGCAGCCCAGCAAGGGGAGCGGGUCGUCGCCGUCGCCGGCGGCGAAGAAGACGAGCUUCUUGGGGUCGGUGUCGCGGACGCUGAGCCGGCUGAACCCGUUCAAAGGCGGGUGGGCCAAGGACACGGCCAGCGUCGCCGAUGGACGUGACGGUAGGAAAGAUAUGCAUGUUGUGAGGCCCAAGAGGAGGAGGUCCUCCAUAAGCUAAUCACAUCUCAUCAUGUUGGUUUAGGACUUAGGAGAGUUUGGUUUGAAGUUUCACUAUUACGUUUGUUUUUUAUUUAAUGUUGUGCUAUACUAGUACAAGUCUAUACCAUAUGUGCUUGCUUUAAGCAAAGCACAAAAAUUGCAUGUAUAUUGUAUUAGUGUCAUAUAAGAUCACAUUUGUGAGUUUUUAGCCAUUGAUCUAUCUCAUCGAAUUGUCAUUGGAGAAGAAGACUAAGGAAGGACCUGUAUAGAUUGUUGUAUUUUAUUUCAGAUUUUACUUUUGUAAUUCCACCAUUCACCUUGGAAAAAGGUUCAUGAUGCUUUUUUUUAA